AUGUGCACCACCGACAACUCCAAACAAGCCGCUAGUGGCGCUGCCAGUCGUCUGGCUCGCAAAAAUAUCCUGGAACUCGCGCCCUACCGAUGCGCCCGGGACGACUAUAGUGAAGGCGUCCUGUUGGACGCCAACGAAAACGCGUUUGGUCCUCCUACCAGACCGGAACACAUCAAGGAUCCGUUGGAACGGUACCCGGACCCGUACCAAGUGCCGUUGAAGCAAAAGCUCGCCGCGCACCGAGGCAACGAGCUGGAAUCGUCGAAUAUUUUCGUGGGAGUCGGAUCGGACGAGGCAAUUGAUCUACUCAUGCGCAUCUUUUGUGUUCCGGGAAAGGAUAAAAUCAUGCAAACCCCACCAACCUACGGAAUGUACAAAGUUUGCGCCAAAAUUAACGAUGUGGAAGUGGUGAAUGUCCCAUUGACUGCCGAUUUUGACUUGAUUAUUCCCAAUAUUUUGGAAGCCAUAACGCCGGAGGCCAAACUGCUCUUUCUCUGUUCUCCCGGAAAUCCUACGGCCAAGGCGUUGCCGUUGGCCGACAUUGAAGCCGUCUUACAGAGUCCCCAGACGUGUGACACAAUCGUGGUCGUAGACGAAGCGUACGUGGACUUUUCGACACAGGGAUCGGCCGUGGGUUUGGUGCACCGGUACCCCAACGUGGUGGUGUUGCAAACGCUGUCCAAAGCCUUUGGAUUGGCGGCGAUUCGGUGCGGAUUCUGCAUCGGACCACCGGAUAUCAUCCAACUCAUGAACAAUUGCAAAGCACCGUACAACGUCAACGCGUUGACUUCGGAAUUGGCAAUACAAGCGUUCGAUCACGUGGAUGUACUGGACACGAAUAUUGCGAGUUUGCUGUCGGAACGUGCCCGGGUGGCGGCCUCGUUGGCAGAGUUGGACUUUGUGGAAAAGGUGUAUCCGUCGGACGCCAACUUUUUGCUCUUUCGGGUGGCGUCGCACGCACAAGCCGUGUACAAGGACAUGGCGGAUCAGGGUGGUGUGGUGACUCGCUUCCGGGGCACCGAAAUGCAUUGCGACGAAUGCAUUCGGGUCACGGUCGGCACUCCGGACGAAAACGAAGCCUUUUUGAAGGCUUUGCAAACGUCGUACCGGGCGUUGGCGUAA
This is a messenger RNA of Phaeodactylum tricornutum CCAP 1055/1, 1122 nucleotides long. RefSeq lists its product with no specific name. Gene Ontology annotation, biological process: L-histidine biosynthetic process. NCBI's taxonomy places the organism in Eukaryota, Bacillariophyta, Bacillariophyceae, Surirellales, Neidiaceae. Gene Ontology annotation, molecular function: pyridoxal phosphate binding; L-histidinol-phosphate:2-oxoglutarate transaminase activity. The record is from RefSeq and is a predicted model, not a curated record. The coding region runs from base 1 to 1122 and encodes 373 amino acids. The transcript has 2 exons.